GGUGGAACAAACUAAAACUCCCCCAACGGCAUUUGAGGGCAAAGCAAGUCGCUGUUACGAGACCUGGGGAGGUGAAGACUCACUGGGUUGAUGCUCCAAAGACUCGCAACGGUACAAGAUCUUGACAGCUGGUGAUGCGCGCAUGUUGAUGAAUUGAAGGGCAAAGAAGAACACACAAAAACAAGGGGACUUCUACGUUCUCGCCAUUGGGCCACGUGUUGCAUAUACGAGCGCUUGUUCGCGAAGGUGCAAUGUCCGAGUCGGACGCUUCUGAAUGCCACAGUGCCGACGCAGAAGCCCACACUUUGGACGUCGGCGGCGGCAGUCGAGAUGCCGACGCCGAUUUGACCAUGACGAGCAUCAAUCCCUUUUCAGCGUGCGCAUCUCCUGCAGGUGCCAGUCCGUCUACUCUCAGCCUCGACGAAACACCGCCGCCUGCGAACUGCGCCAGUGAGCAGGCGCGCGUUUCGGAGACCGUCGUUGUGAACACGUCCGAAAUCAGUGUCAACGCUGGUCCCGUGCCACCUGACCGAGAGAAUGAACAUGGCUCGCACGAAACACCAUCGCGUUACAAACUUGCCGAAAACGCACCGCGGGCUGACGACGCUGUUGAAAUAUCGUUCGUGGAGCCCGGCAACGUCUUUGUGGACUUGUCAGCAGAGCGGAACGCCGAUGCCACUUUAAGUGUGGACCAGCUUCCAAACACCAUUGUGAUCGACUGCGAUCUGUUGCUGGAGGCUGCGUAUCAACGGGCCACUCCGACUGUGCAAUCGGACAAACUUUCGUUCGAUGAACGUCCACCUUGCUCCAAAAACGGCGACACAGCCCCUGACGGAGCACACAAAGUUUCGCUGGAGCAACGACAAGGUUCUGUCACGCAAGAGGUGCGGCCGACCAAUGGGUCUGUGCGCUUAAGUCACUGGAAAAGUUUUCGGAAUUCGCUUGGCGCUGACAGCCUGUCUGUUCAAAGUUCAAUCAUAAACGACACCGAAUCUUACAUUCUCACACUCGGCAGGAAAGCCAGCGCUUGGGUAUCAAACGAGACUUACGUUCAUGAUUCUCAGCAGCAAUACAAUCAUCAUCAUCAGCAGCAGCAGCAACAACAGCGUGUAACUGCAAGUGUUACGCCAGCCAAGAAGGCCAAUCCACACAAGGAGAGAUUUUUCAGAUUUGGAAAGACUGUGCUAUGGGUGCUCUUCGCGAUAUUGUUGGUCGCCUUGUCACCACUCAUCAUGAUCGGAUAUGGGAUUUAUGCCUUCAUUAACUGCAUCGCUUGUCCAAAAGAAAGGUCCAAUGACACGGUCACCUAAACUACUGGCUUACAAAAGCUGCGUGUCGAAUAAAUCUGUCAAGACCCAGAUAUCUCCAAGUCACAGUUUCUGUCUGCGGGGAUCGCAUGUCCAAGAACAAACCCGUGCGCGAACAUUUACACAAGAAUAUUGUGAGUUUUUUUUUUAUCAAGACUGCAUCGAUAACAUCAUGCAAGUUAUAGCCAACCGUGCAAACUUAGUUGCAUUGCUUAGCGCCCCCGUUUACGUCAUCAACAAAUCCGUGCAUCAUGUGUAAUUCGUAUAUAACAGGAAAUAAUUAUCAUAUAUGUAUACAGGGGGGGGGGAGUGCGGAUGGCAGUGGUAAGUGCAUUGCGAUACGAACCGGAUAACCUGAGUUCAAUUUACAACGCGAAAAGAUAGCAUCAGCCCUAAAUUAUUAGCUGGUGCAGUGAAUUAAAUCUGUGGUGCUGGCCACCUCGAUAUUCGACUGUGUGUGAGCAUGGAACCAUCGUUGUAUAUAUAUACAAUAUGUGCGUGUACAUAAUAUAAUAGGUUUGACUUUGCAAACGGUAAGGCAAAUUGUUAAACACCAACGUUUAUCCUUUUGUCAAUUUUUUUGAUAUCAAAUGAAAUACUCUGGAAUGGAGGUUAAAUGAUGCAGCAUGGCAACUAUAAUAAUAAAAUACCCUUCGAAUGUUUUAUUUUUGAAAUAAAACUGUUGUGUUAAAACCAAACAAUUCUAAGAGAGAGAGAGAGAAAGGGUUAGCUAACAACUGGAACUUAAACUGUCAGGGUUGUGGAAAGUGGAAUGGCCGGGUGCUUUCAACCCAACGCAGCUGCCGUUGUGGAGAAGCUGUCAUUUUCAAUUGUCGAGGUCGAGUUUUGACCCUUUCAAUCUGGAAAUUUCACCUCCAGCACAGCCCCGUGGCAGGCUUGGGGCAUUUUGUGGGCAGAAGCCUCUGCUCUGUCAGCUACAACGGAUCGAAGGCAGGCGAUCCCCACGUGUCGCUAUGCUUUUGGUCAAAUCUGGUCGACAAACUGCAGGUGUUACUUUCACGGGUGUUAAUGCACAAUUAUCUAUAUCUGCAUAACUUGUAUUGGUCAAUUACUCGCAUUUAAGCACACAGACGUACAAAUUACGUACAAUGAUGUCGAGAUCGCGCUGUAUAUAGCACGCGAAUGAGGUUGAUGGUUUGAACUGCGUUCUGUUCGGCGCGAUGUCCAACGUUUCGCGCCGUGUGGUGGGGAGGUUCUCUUUCAGGAACAACAUUCAGUGCAUAUUAAAAAAAAUCUAAUUCAGUUCCCAAAGAAGCUCCAAGCAAGUGGCGCUAACACUUCGGACAUCGUGCCGAACAAAAACGCGCGGUACAACCCCAUCACCACAUCGGAGAGCUGUACAAGUUAUUUCUUACCUGUGUGGCAAUUUGACAUGGCCACAGUUACGCGAUGAUGAUAUACAAACGUCCAAAAGUGGCAUUAGCUCCGUCUGCACCAUCGGCAGUCAUUAUUACAGACACACACACACAUUUGCAGUUCAAUUGUGGAAUGCACAAUUUUUUUUUUCGCUCAGGGAUGUCCAAAUCCCACUGCCGUUCUCAAGUAUGCAUGGCCACAAGAUGCCAAAUAACUCCCCCCACCGCCUCUCCAAUGAGUAAACACAGGCUGUGGUGCAAUUAGUAAUAAUAUACAAGGUAAUCAAUAUGACGGGGACAAAGGAUGAGUUGGGUCAAGGGAGUCAUCAUAAGGCCUCAGUAAAGCCUCAUUUCUCAUAAAGGGGUCUUCUUGGCCAAAUCCUGUUUAUUUUCCGGUCAACUCGACAUUUUAACUCCCUAUUUAUUUAUUCCACCGCCAAAGCAGUUGUAAAUAUAUAUAAAAUCAAACAUUUUCAAACAUUUACAAACAUUCUGAGCAAUUGUACGUAAUGUACCCUAAUACAUUAAAGAUUGCGUGUAUUUUACAUAGCCGUGCAUCUUGAAUGCAAAUGGUUAGCAUUAGUAUGCACGGGCGUCGUACGGCAAUAAACACAGCGUGGAGUUUCAAAACGUAAGAGAGCUCAAAGACUGCAGCCUCCUCAAACCCACGGAGCGCGUUGUGGCUGUUGAACUCGUUUCCAGCGCCUCGAGUUACACAGAAUCGUGUAUUUUUCUUCGGGGCGAGAUAUCUUGGCAGUUAUUACGUGUGUUGUAUUGCUCCGCUGCUAUACAGCAUCCCUGUACGAAAAUGAAACUGUGAUUUAUUUAUUUUGUCUUCUUGGUUCUUUCGGUAAAGUCACGUAGAAGGGAAAUAAUAAUAAUAAAAAUAAUAAAGCAUAAUAAAAUACAAUUCUCACCAGUGAGACUUUACCGAAAGAACCAAGACGAUGAAUCCCUGCAGUCACGAAAGCUUUAAAUCGAAAUUUAUUUAUUUUGCUUUCAUGGUUACAAUGAGUAAAAUGGUAAUAUGUUUUGAGGUGCUUUCAUGGAAUUAUUUUACGUGGAAGGGGGGGGGGUGUUAAUUGUUUGUCAACUUUACAAUCAGCUACUGUGAAAUAAAUGUCUUCAAAUGUG
Messenger RNA from Lethenteron reissneri (Far Eastern brook lamprey), 3817 nucleotides. RefSeq lists its product as uncharacterized. Lineage: Eukaryota; Metazoa; Chordata; Hyperoartia; Petromyzontiformes; Petromyzontidae. The record is from RefSeq and is a predicted model, not a curated record.